Propithecus coquereli (Coquerel's sifaka) is the source of this 5247-nucleotide messenger RNA. Its product is annotated as solute carrier family 22 member 23. Lineage: Eukaryota; Metazoa; Chordata; Mammalia; Primates; Indriidae. The record is from RefSeq and is a predicted model, not a curated record. Gene Ontology annotation, cellular component: membrane. Gene Ontology annotation, biological process: transmembrane transport. Bases 27 to 1142 code for a protein of 371 amino acids. The transcript has 7 exons. Gene Ontology annotation, molecular function: transmembrane transporter activity.
AGCUCUGCCCGCCCGGAAAACGGUUCAUGAUCACGAUGGUGGCGAGCUUCGUGGCCAUGGCGGGGCAGUUCCUCAUGCCUGGGCUGGCCGCGCUGUGCCGGGACUGGCAGGUGCUGCAGGCCCUCAUCAUCUGCCCCUUCCUGCUCAUGCUGCUCUACUGGUCGAUAUUCCCCGAGUCCCUGCGGUGGCUGAUGGCCACCCAGCAGUUUGAGUCUGCGAAGAGGCUGAUCCUGCACUUCACACAGAAGAACUGCAUGAGCCCCGAGAGCGACAUCAAGGGCGUGAUGCCAGAGCUGGAGAAGGAGCUGUCCCGGAGGCCCAAGAAGGUCUGCAUCGUGAAGGUGGUGGGGACGCGGAACCUGUGGAAGAACAUCGUGGUCCUGUGUGUGAACUCGCUGACGGGGUUCGGGAUCCACCACUGCUUCGCCAGGAGCAUGAUGGGCCACGAGGUGAAGGUGCCGCUCCUGGAGAACUUCUACGCCGACUACUACACCGUGGCCAGCAUCGCGCUGGCGUCCUGCCUGGCCAUGUGCGUUGUGGUCAGGUUCCUGGGGCGCAGGGGAGGGCUGCUGCUCUUCAUGAUCCUCACCGCCCUGGCCUCGCUCCUGCAGCUCGGGCUCCUCAACCUGAUCGGGAAGUACAGCCAGCACCCAGACUCAGGGAUGAGUGACAGUGUCAAGGACAAAUUCUCCAUCGCGUUUUCCGUCGUGGGCAUGUUCGCCUCCCACGCGGUGGGGAGCCUCAGCGUGUUCUUCUGUGCGGAGAUCACCCCCACGGUGAUAAGGUGCGGCGGGCUGGGGCUGGUGCUGGCCAGCGCGGGCUUCGGCAUGCUGACGGCGCCCAUCAUCGAGCUGCACAACCAGAAAGGCUACUUCCUGCACCACAUCAUCUUCGCCUGCUGCACGCUCAUCUGCAUCAUCUGCAUCCUCCUGCUGCCCGAGAGCAGGGACCAGAACCUGCCCGAGAACAUCUCCAACGGGGAGCACUACACGCGGCAGCCGCUGCUGCCUCACAAGAAGGGCGAGCAGCCGCUGCUGCUCACCAACGCCGAGCUCAAGGACUACUCGGGCCUCCACGACGCGGCCGCUGCGGGCGACGGGCUGCCCGAGGGCGCCACGGCCAACGGCAUGAAGGCCAUGUAGCUGGUGGCGCCCUCCCGCAGGAGCCCCCCGGGGCUCAACGGUUUGGGGCGGUUUGGGCACGGGUUUACAGACCAGGGACCGAACGGUGGCCGGGUGGGAAAGUCCAGCUCUGCAGCCACCGCCAGCCAAUCGCGAGACUUUCAGCUGGUGUGGGGAAACUCUGUCUUUCCAAAAGUCCAAGAAAGCACGGGUUUGAGGAGACACACUCUGUGGAAAUAAUCCUUCAAUGACUUUCUUUUCUGCCAUUAAAUAUUUGUAUUUAUUUUGGUCAUUUUUACAAGAAGCACUUUAUGCCUCUCCCUCUCGCCGAUCACGAUGGAACCACCUCCUUCGGAAGCAAGAGGCAGUCGCUCCAGGGGACAUGCUGGGAGUGGCCACCGCAGUGGCCGGUCUCCUCCCUGGAAGUGGGACGCGGCUCCUUGCCCGCCACCCGGGAGCCAGACGUCACCUCGGCCGCCUGAGCCCGCCCAGGCUGCCCGCCUGUGCGCAGAGACAGGGCGCUAUCGGGCAGCGUCUCUGGGACUGCAUUUUAGACAGAGCAAAAUGUAAAUGAACUAGGUUUCUCGAGAGUCUGUGUACGGUUUUUUAAAGUCUUUUUUUCUUUCUGUUUGUACAGUAAGAGCUUCCGUUCUGUGUCGAGGGAAAGCAGCUCACAGGUAUCAUUAAAACCAGCUUAGUUUUUCUCCUGGAUCAUCCUUUCGCACCUGAUGCUGGAAGCUCUUGGGAAAAAGCUGAAACAUCUCGCCAGGAUCUUAAAUGAUCAGUGGCAGCAUCGCCACAGCUUUCUGACACCAGGUUUGCUUCGUUAAAUACACAACUAGCACCUGUGCUGAGGUCCGAGACGUUCGUUUUCCUUAAUACUCUUUCCCAGAUUUUGGCUCCAGCAGCGAAGUCCCCUCUUUCACGGUCAGCUUUUUCGCCAGCACUACUUGAAAAUGUGGCUACUUUCCCAACAACAGCAACAGGAAAAUAACUCACGGCGAUGACUGAGGCCAGUCCACAGGAGGGAGGGCUGCUCUCCCAAACACGGCCCGUCACCCACAUUUUGAGCACACACCACGGAGAUCACCAGCUUGGACGGCUGUCGCUCUCACCGACGUCACGCCAGGGGGCACCUGCGGGCGCUGGUCCCCCACGCCUUCCUCAGUCUGCUCCCUGCUUCCUGUCACUCGCUCAGCACAGAGCUGGGGCUUGGGGCAAGGAGUGGGGAUUCCUCACAGGGGAGUCCACGUGACCUCCAGCCUCUUGAAAGCAUCACGGCAAACCGAGAGAAAGCAAUAACUCACCAAAGUUCAACUCUCCCCUUGGCCCACUCUCCAAGGGUUUUCAUGGUGUUCCUCAUUUUGCCCCAGACAGUGAAGGUUUCCUCUUGGUGUUUUCAGAGGAAACUUGUAGGACACUCAGGGCCACUAAGAAACAAGCCUCCUUGGUGCGGCAGGCACCCCUCUGCAGCCCCUCAGGCAGCAGCUUUCCUGGACAACCGGCCUCUUACUAGAAUCGUCCACCUCGCCCCUUUCUGAAGAGCAUCUUUGCUGCAGGUUGUAUCCUUCCAGGGAAACCGCCGUCUCAGGCUUGGGUGAGGCAAUUACAUGAAAGUUGCUAGAAUUCAAAGGGCCAGAAAAGGGGUUGACCUUCUCCCCUUGCAGCGUCCCACCUGGUCUGCUGCUUGCUGUCUCCGCCUGUCUCUCCUCCACGUCUGGUCCACACGUCGGUAGGAGCCCACUGACUCAUAAAGACACGGUAAGGGGCAAACGCACCCACAGCCAGGUGUUUCCAACAGCUGAACCACGCUGUCUCGCCCACCAACACCUGGGGUAUCAGAGCCCUGCGCAGAGCCCAGUGCCCGCGAAGGGAUGCUCUCUGGCCGGCCUCUCCCCAGCUCCACCUGAUCCAGUUCCAGCUCAUCCUCACCUUCCUGGUCUCUUUUUUUAAGUCACUUUUGUUCCGUGUUUCAAUGCUAGUUUGCAUUCACCUUUGCAAGGCCUUUUAGAUCCACGCAGCCUUCCUGUGCGAAACUUGUGAGAUACCUUUUCUGGAGUACUUGCUACAAAGCCACUUGGCAGCAAACCCAUUAAGUACAGGAUAGAACAAAUCCAGCAGCCAGGCCAGUUGGCAGCUGGGGAAGGUGGGAAGGAACCAGCGAGGCCCCUGAGCCUGCACCUGGACAGGUGCCCGUCUGCACCCAUCCCCCUAGCACGAGGCCACCCUGCAACCCACUUACUGUACUGCAGGACUUGUUAAGUAAGGCAAGUUGUGAACAGUGUCAACACUGGUCACGCAGACCUUUAUGAAGCAAUGCAUCGAAGCUGUAGAGUGCUGCCAGGAAUCCUAGGAAGGUGCAGGCAAGGUAUAGCACUCACAGACUUCUGGUCCACGGUCUCUGAUCUCCACCUUGAAUGACAACAAUAAAACACUGCUCAUCACAUCAGCAAUCGGGACUAAGAAGCUAGCUUUGAGGCCCAGGCUCUUGGGAGCAAAGUCUAGCAGAUGUGAGGCCGACUUGCCAACAGCUGGCAGGCGCUAUCUCCUGGCUGGCAAGCAGGUCCCACCGCUCUCCUCUCAGGGCAGCCUGCUCCUGUUCUGUUGCCGCCUCGGCUUAGGGAUACCUGAAGCUCUUGAGGAACACCUUUAUGAGAUGGAGCCAAAGCAGACAAUGUGGGCAGAGCCCCAUGAAAUCCAGCACCAAGGGAGCAAGGCACACCCAGGCCUGACACAUCCGGGCCACCUGGCUCCUGGCGGGGGGAGGCUGCUGUGGCCACCAGCUCCCUGGCACCAGUCUGUUGAGCUUGAGCCCCUCGGUCCCGCCUCCUUCGCGGUCAGUAGGGAGAUACUUCUCAGGCUCCUGCUGCCUCAGCUCAGCCCUUCCACCCCCAGGGAAACACAGAAAGCUGUGCACUCCCUGCUACUCCCCUCCACCCACCCCUGCAUCCUGCUAGCCUGUCAGGGAGCUGUGGCUUCUCAAUAAAAGUGAUGCACAAAUGUGAACACCUGAGACAGAGCUGGAUAUUUGUUCAUUUUAUUCUUUUCCAGAAAUCAGUUACUCUUACAAAGUACCUUAAUUAUUAGCACCCAAGACAAUUAGGGAAAAGUUUUAAAUGUUUUUGUCUUCUAAGAGUAAAAUCACCUGCAACUGGAGAACGGGCUGGGAAGCUCGUUUGGCCACACGCGAGGGAAGCAUUGCACUUAAGUCGCUACGGCUUCCCGGGCCAAACGGAAGUGCUGAACUGCAAGUGCCAUAAGUGUGACAUCACAUCACCCAGCCCCUGGGCAGCACGCGUGCUGGGCCACACUCGACUCUGUCUUCUUAUCUUAGAAAGACACCACCUCACUUUAAUGUAUUGUGUGUGUUUCGGAAAAGCAGUAUGGUGUGUUCUGUCUAGCGGGGAGUUCUUCCCUCCCUCUGUCCUUUCUGCAGCCCAACCGUUUGAGGUUGUGCUAGAAGAACCGUGUUACUGUACAUGUCGCUGGGACUCCUGACGGUGCUCCUUCAUAGCACAAGCUGACGCUGAGUUCUGAGCUGUCGUCCACAGCUGCGUGUCUGCAUGGUGUCGCAUCUGUUGUACCUUUGGGGAAAAUUUGUAUGUAAAUGUACAGAAAUAAAAAUGUUGCCCCAUUAACAGAUUUCCUCUGGAAUGUCUUCCCUACCUCACCUGAUGGUAUCCAACGAAGGGCAUCUCACUACCGUGAUGACGAGUAAUAAAAUCCUCCGUGUUUAUUCAGACCUUGCCGCGUCACUGCUUGGCGCUGCCUCUGUAAGCCAAGUCUUCGACUGCCCCGAGGGGCGGUGGGCGGCCUCUCACUCUGCUUUGAGAGUCCGAGUCUUAAAAGGUAGUCAGAGACUGGAUUAAGCAUAAACUGUUUAUCUAAUGCCAUUCUCAGACCACCUGAAAGAUGGGGGAGGGUCAUCAGUAAAUUUAAGAGGCGUUUUUUUCUCCCGUUCACUUAUGUUCUGCUGACCCGUGGCCUGUUGGUUCCUAGAGAGCUCAAGAAAUGAGUCUCUUACACUGUGACUGUGAGGAAAGACUGACUACCCAAAACUCUCUUCUCUAAUGUAGUGUUUUUUAACCGAAAGACGUUAUUUCUUUAAUAAAGGAUUUAUACCAAA